Molecule: messenger RNA, 3104 nt
Organism: Tigriopus californicus
Lineage: Eukaryota; Metazoa; Arthropoda; Copepoda; Harpacticoida; Harpacticidae
Product: transcription factor mef2A-like
Exons: 2
Coding region: 289-2943 (884 amino acids)
Cellular component (GO): extracellular matrix
Source: RefSeq, a predicted model, not a curated record
UGGCUUCUGAUUUUGAAUAGCCACACUUCUAGCGCGUUGUCUUUGGUGUUGGUUCGUUGGUUACGUUUUCCCUCGCCUCUUUGCAUAUGGAUGGUCGAACAACGCACGCACACACACAUUCAUGCGAACGGACACAAUCCCGACCAAGCACUAAUUAUGGCCAACACAAUCAUAGCUAUUCAGUUGUGAUUCAAUUGUCCUUGCCAGUGGACAAGAUAUACUUGACAAGUUCAACAAUGUCGCUCCACAAGCAUUGAUUCGAUCGUGAUAUUUUUCAACAUCAUUGUAAUGCACCAAGGUCAAGGGGGAAGUGUAAGUUGGAACAAAGCCAUGGGCUGUACUCCGUUCAUUUUAAGUAUUUUGGCGGUAAGCUUGACUUUGGGAGCAUCCGAAGCCCAAAAGCGGUCAGAUGGGCGUGGCGUCAGAUUUGUGUCUGGGGGUCGACAGGCAGUUAUCCCCAAUCAGGCGAGCAUUCCUGAGGGGACUUCCUAUUUUGUGAUUCAAAAAAACGAAGGUGAGGGGAAAAGCAGGAGCAAGCCGGAGUCCCACGUUUCUCGACGAGGGGCGUCGCCCUUGCACGUCCCUCCUUUGGGCGGUUACCCUUCUCAACCUCGACGUGGACCAGCCCGACCAAUUUAUCCCCAAUUAGGGGUCCCCCCACCUUAUCCCCCACCACCCCCACAACCGGUAUUUCAAACCGUUCCUGCCACUCAGAGCGAGAGGACACCGUCCUAUUCUGAAUUGGUCUUGGGUUCCAAAGACUCCAAUGAGGAUGAGAGUGAGGAGGACGAUUCAGAAGAAAAGCCCAAACGCAAACGUCGGAAGAAGAAUCGACGGCGGAGACCUGGCCAGAAGCGGAACAGACGAAAGAAGAAGAAAGGAAACCCCUCAAGCAAAGUGUAUGUCAUCAAGACGCCUGUGGUGGCAUAUCGCCCUUUCAAGCAAUUUACCGCACCAUAUCAUCCCCCACAGCACUCGUUCCCUGUUCAAUCCGAUUACCCUGGGGCGUCGUAUGUGACCCCGGAUCCCAAUCACUAUGUUUCGCAUCAUCAAGUAACUCCGACACCGUAUCCCCAUGGGUAUGAUCGUCCAUUGCAGCAUUACCCUCAGAGCUAUGGUCCGACCCCGACCCCGCAUCCUGAGCCUCACUAUGGUCCACCUCCAUCGCCGACCCCUCACUAUGGGCCUCCUCCAUCCCCACAGAUACAACACAUCCCGGAGUCGAAAUAUGGACCCAGCCCGACGGCCAAGCCGCACUUUGGAAAUGUUGCAACCUCGACCAUUUCCUAUUCUCAUGGAGACUCCGGCUCAAAUAGCCACUCGUACUUUGAGUUUUCUACUCCAAAACCUCAUUAUCAGUUGGCUCAUAGCCCAACCUCCCCGCCGCCCAUCACGUUCCAAGAGGAAGACGAACAAAACUUCUACCACUUCCAGACGUUCCCGGUACAGAGCUCCGGAGUUUUGCCAGACUCAUCCAAUCGAGGUGGGCCAGACAAUUUUCAAGGUGACCAGGGAGUAGUGUCAAACAGCCCAGAGAAUAACAAUGAUGGAACUUUUACUAUCUACACACCGCCUGGCUUGAGUAUCACGCCUGUAAUAAGCAGCAGUGGUGCAAGUACAGGCACAAGCAAUGGCUCGAAAGGCGGCUCCAAUGGAACGAGAGGAAAAGGUAGACGGAAAAAGAAUGGGAGACGGAAUAAGGGUCGAAGGAAGAAUCAAAAACGGAAGAACCAGCGACGCCAGAAGAAUAACAAAAACCCUAAUGAAGAAGCACCAUACAGUGUAAGCGAAUCUAAACCCUUCCAGGCCUCUAAUGAGGAUAGAGGUGACGGCGACAUUGGCUCUGAGGCAAUUGCGCCCAAUCUAAGCUCUUCCACUUCGGUCUCGCUCCUCCCGGAACAAAUUUCGCCCGCUGAAGACAAAAACGAGAAGGAAAGUCAAAGUGAAGUGCCAGCUUUGGUCGAACCAACCGAUAACGAUAGUAAUGAGAAGGACGAAAACAAAUUCGAGGACAAUACCUUCUUCCAAUCAUUCUUGGGCAAUUCCAAUUCCAAUUCUAACUCUCCGACCACGUCCUCGUCGUCAAGCUCAUUGAGAAAGCCCAAAACCUUUGGCUUUCAGCCCAUUCUCAAAGCAAACACACCAAAGCUAAGGACGAACAGACGGAGGAAAAACCGAAAGAACAAGUCCAACAAUUUCCCGUCAUUUCCUGACACCACGGACAUUUCGGCUAAUUUGGAGCUCACCACAUUGACCCCCAAAUUAGAGAUCGAUGUCUCGGCCGAGAACUCGACCGACGGCUCUGGAGACUAUGAGUACGAGUACCAGGAAACAGACUACGAAUACGGAGAGUAUAACACACCUCCCGAAGAGUCGAAAUACGAAUACAAAUACGAGGUGGAUAACGACAAAGAUCAGAAGUUUGCCCACGAGGAAUCUCGAGAUGGAGAGAAUAUUGAAGGCUCCUAUCACGUCGAUCUGCCCGACGGCCGUCGGCAAACCGUUAAGUAUGUCGCCGACGAAUCAGGAUUCCACGCCGAGGUCACUUACGAAGGCGAGGCCGUCAUCCUGCCGGCAAACGACAAAAAUAGCAACAAACCAGGCUCCGUUUCUUCAAUACCAGCCUCAAGCUCGUAUGGGGCGGAACCGGCGGUAUCCAAUGGCUCCGGAGGCUUAAAUCUGCCGGCCUCGAGACCCGUGAAGAAGUACGGUUUCGUGUCCAAGCUCGAUGGUAUCGGGCCCUCGGAGAGUGUGACUGUGAAUAGUUUGAAUGAUCAGACCACAGAUCCAGAUGUCAAGCUGGGCGACGAAGAUCAGGGUUCCAAUUUGGAUUAUGAAGGGGAUGAUGACGAGUACGAGUACACAGAUGAGGACGAUGAGUAUUAUUAUUAUUACGACGACGAAGACUAUGAAUAUUACGAUGAUGAUGAAGAAGAUUAUUAGAUAGACUCCCAACAGAUUUGGAUCCGCUCAAGUUCCUUUGUCAAGUCAAGAGGCCAUUUCAUUUUUUUCAUUGUUAAUAUCAUUUAUUUAUUUAUUCAUGUUUGAUAUCAAUGUCGCUUUGGGAAGAAUGAUAUUCGAAAAAAAAAAUCAUUGAAAAAACA